AUGGCCCGUUUCGUGGAUCCGCUGGUGGUGGGGAGGGUGAUCGGCGAGGUGGUGGACCUGUUCGUGCCUUCCAUCUCCAUGACCGCCGCCUACGGCGACAGGGACAUCAGCAACGGCUGCCUCGUCAGGCCUUCCGCCGCCGGGGACCCGCCCCUCGUCCGCAUCUCCGGCCGCCGCAACCACCUCUACACCCUGAUCAUGACGGACCCGGACGCGCCUAGCCCUAGCGACCCAUCCAUGAGGGAGUACCUCCACUGGAUCGUGGUUAAUAUACCGGGGGGAACGGAUGCCUUUAAAGGGGAAGCGAUGGUGGAGUACAUGGGGCCUCGGCCGCCGGUGGGGAUCCAUCGGUACGUGCUGGUGCUGUUCGAGCAGAAGGCGAGGUUCGUGGACGGCGCCAUGAUGCCGCCGGCGGGGAGGGCCAACUUCAACACGAGGGCCUUCGCGGCGCACCACCAGCUCGGCCUCCCCACCGCCGUCGUCUACUUCAACUCCCAGAGGGAGCCCGCCAACCGCCGCCGCUAG
Molecule: messenger RNA, 525 nt
Organism: Oryza brachyantha (malo sina)
Lineage: Eukaryota; Viridiplantae; Streptophyta; Magnoliopsida; Poales; Poaceae
Product: protein MOTHER of FT and TFL1 homolog 2
Exons: 4
Coding region: 1-525 (174 amino acids)
Source: RefSeq, a predicted model, not a curated record